GAGAGAAAUACUUCCACCCACCUAACAGGGAGACACACUCAUAAACAGCGGAGACACAGAGAGGGACUCAGAACUGCUGGAGGAGCACAGAGAGAGCACAAGGUGUCAGAGAGAGAGAGAGAGGAACACUUGACUUGAACACUAGAACACUUGAGUGGCUUCACUAACAUAAGUAUUAUACUAACACAGACACACACAGUGAACCUUGAAACACAGACACACAUAGUGUACCUUAACACAGAAACACACACAAUGUGCCUUCAUUAAGGAGAAGUCUCACACUGACACACACUGAGUGACUAGCCUACACCUGAGAGCAGAGAUAUUUUACUUCAGAAAGAGGAGUCUUACACACAGACACUCUCUCUCACUCAUACAGUACCUGUGCCCAUCCUGAGAAGGGAUAUUGAACCCCAGAGAGAAGUGAGGAGGAAGGUGAAGGGGAGUGGAUGGAUGCCUUUUGUGAACUCAGUGGCCUGGAUCCUCUAUGGGACUGGAAUCGAACGUGGUACACGGACAAACCGGACCUGACCGAGUGCUUCCAGAACACGGUGCUGGUCUGGUUCCCGUGCGUCUACCUCUGGCUGUUGGCGCCCUUCUACGCCCUCAAACUCUACUGCCAUGACUGUGGAUGCAUCCGAAUCUCCACUCUCUGCACUGCCAAGACGGUGCUGGGGUUCCUCCUGGCCUCAUUUGGCUUCGUGGAGUUCUUCUACAUUCUUCUGGAGAGGAGUCAUGAGAUCCAAAACCACAUGGUCUUCCUCCUCAGUCCCAUCAUACGCAGCUUGACUGUGGUCCUGGCCAUAUGCAUCAUCCAGUUGGAGAGGAUACGAGGCUGUCGUUCCUCUGUCUUCCUCUUCCUGUUCUGGGUCCUGGUGGUGGUGUGUUCCCUGGUGCCCCUACGGGCAAAGAUCCAGCUGGCUAUGUACGAGGGUAUCACCACCGAUAUUGUGAGAUACACAGCAUUUUUCUCCUACUUCUCACUCCAACUGGCCCAGCUCUUCCUGUGUUGUUUCGCUGACCAGCCUCCAGAGGGAAAAACCGUCCUCGUCAAAAACCCAUGUCCAGUCAAGGAUGCCUCUUUCCUGUCGAAGAUGCUCUUCUGGUGGUUUACUGGGCUGGUGGUUAAAGGUUAUCGUACCCCUCUGGAAGCUGGAGACCUGUGGAACCUGAGGGAAGAGGACACAUCGGACAAGAUCCUCUCUGAUCUGGAGGAGGAGUGGACAACAGAAUGUGCCAAACUGCAACAGCAGGAGAAAACCAUGGUGGCAGCCGUGGCGCUGGGCACCAGACUGCCCGACCAGGCCCAGAUACUCAGGAAGCUGCAGAAGGAGCAGAGCUCCGGCUUCUGCCUGCUGAGGACACUGGCCAGGAACUUGGGACCUUACUUCCUUACUGGGACGAUGUGCAUCAUCUUCCACGACUUCUUUAUGUUUGCCAUCCCUCAGGUGCUCAGUCUUCUUCUGGGCUUCAUGAACGAAGAAGACGCCCCCCUGUGGAAGGGCUACUUCUACGCUACCCUGAUGUUCCUGCUGUCCUGUCUCCAGUCCCUGUUCAACCACCAGUACAUGUACACCUGCUUCACCGUGGGCAUGAGAGUGAAGACAGCCGUGAUGGGACUGGUCUACAGAAAGUCUUUGGUGAUCAACAGCGCAUCCAGGAGGACGUGCACAGUGGGGGAGAUCGUCAACCUGGUAUCAGCCGACACUCAGAAGCUCAUGGACUUUGUGGUUUACUUCAACGCAGUGUGGCUGGCUCCUAUCGAGAUCGCCCUCUGCCUCUUCUUCCUCUGGCAGCACCUAGGCCCAUCUGCGCUAGCCGGAAUUGCCACCGUCAUCCUCAUCUUCCCACUCAAUGGAUUCAUCGCCAAGAAAAGGAGCAAACUGCAGGAGGUACAGAUGAAGUUUAUGGAUGGGCGAAUCAAGCUGAUGAACGAGAUCCUGAACGGGAUCAAGAUCCUGAAGUUCUAUGCAUGGGAGAAGGCCUUUCUGGAGCAGGUCCUGGGAUACAGGGAGAAAGAACUGAAGGCCCUGAAGAAGUCCCAGAUCCUCUACUCCAUCUCCAUCGCCUCCUUCAACUCAUCCACUUUCCUGAUUGCCUUUGCCAUGUUUGGUGUCUAUGUGCUGAUUGAUGACAAGAACGUCCUAGAUGCCCAGAAGGUCUUUGUCUCCAUGGCUCUCAUCAACAUUCUGAAAACCCCACUGAGCCAGCUACCCUUUGCCAUGAGCACUACCAUGCAGGCCAUUGUCUCGCUGAAGCGCUUAGGGAAAUACCUGUGUUCUGAGGAGCUGAAAGACGACAAUGUAGCCAAGGCCCCUUUGAGUACCGAUGGGGAAGGUGUGUUGAUAGACAAUGGAACGUUCAGUUGGACUAAAGAAGGUCCUCCAUGCCUUAAAAGGAUUAAUGUGCGUGUACCCCAGGGUUCACUGGUGGCGGUGGUGGGCCAUGUGGGUAGCGGGAAGUCCUCCCUGCUGUCUGCCAUGCUUGGAGAGACAGAGAAGAGGAGCGGCAGUGUGUCAAUUAAGGGCUCAGUGGCUUAUGUACCUCAGCAGGCCUGGAUCCAGAAUGCCACGGUUCAGGACAAUGUUAUGUUUGGUCGUGAGAAGCAGAAGACCUGGUACCAGCGGGUGUUGGACGCCUGUGCUCUGCUGCCUGACCUGGAGAUCCUGCCUGCUGGAGACUCCACAGAGAUUGGGGAGAAGGGUCUGAACCUCUCGGGUGGUCAGAAGCAGAGGGUGAGCCUGGCAAGGGCUGUGUACAGGAAGGCUGACGUCUAUCUGCUGGAUGACCCCCUGUCUGCUGUGGAUGCUCAUGUGGGGCAACACAUCUUCGACAAAGUCAUCGGACCCAAGGGUGUGCUAAGAGAUAAGACCCGUGUCCUAGUAACCCAUGGGAUGAGCUUCCUGCCCCAGGCGGACCUCAUCCUGGUGCUGGUGGACGGGGAGAUCACAGAGAGUGGCUCCUACCAGGAGUUGCUGAGCCGCCAUGGGGCCUUUGCAGACUUCAUCCAUACCUUCGCCAGCAACGACCGUAAAGAGAGUGUCACAGAGACCGCCGCACAGAGGGGUGCCAGGAGGGCCAGCUCACGGCUGAGUGUUACAGACUUCAUGCCAUUCUCAAGAGAUCUAUCCCAAGAGCAGCUCAUUGGGGGAGACACCAACAGUAAUAACCUGCAGGGUAUGGAGCCCAUGUCUGAGAUAGACGAGGAGCAGGUUCCUGAGGACCUGGGAAAGCUGAUGGAGGUUGACAAGGCGCGCACUGGGAGGGUGAGGCUGGAGAUGUACAUGGAGUACUUCAAGACCAUCGGCAUGGCCUUCAUCAUCCCCAUCGUCUUCCUGUACGCCUUCCAACAGGGGGCCUCGCUGGCCUACAACUACUGGCUGAGCCUGUGGGCCGACGAACCCAUCGUCAACGGCACCCAGGUCGACACGGACAUGAAGCUGGCCGUCUACGGGGCUCUGGGCUUCGCACAAGGAAUCGCUAUUUUCGGCACCACGGUGGCUAUUUCGGUCGGAGGUAUCAUCGCGUCCCGGCACCUCCACAUGGACCUCCUGAAGAACGUUCUCCACUCCCCCAUGUCUUUCUUUGAGACCACCCCCAGUGGGAACCUCCUGAACCGUUUUGCCAAGGAGAUCGACGCUAUCGACUGCAUGAUCCCCGACGGCCUCAAGAUGAUGCUGGGCUACCUCUUCAAGCUGAUGGAAGUCUGUAUCAUCGUCAUGCUGGCUACACCUUUUGCGGCGGUCGUCAUCCUGCCCCUCGCCAUUCUCUAUGCCUUCGUUCAGAGUUUCUACGUGGCCACUUCCUGCCAGCUGCGGAGGCUGGAGUCGGUGAGCCGCUCGCCCAUCUACACCCACUUCAACGAGACGGUGCAGGGAGCCAGUGUCAUACGGGCCUUCGGAGAACAGCACCGCUUCAUUGUGCAGGCUAACAAGAGGGUCGACUUCAACCAGACCUCCUACUUUCCCCGCUUUGUGGCCACCAGGUGGUUGGCAGUUAAUCUUGAGUUUGUCGGUAACGGUGUGGUUUUAGCCGCAGCUAUUCUCUCAGUGAUGGGGAAAGACACCCUGAGCCCUGGCAUUGUUGGUUUGGCUGUGUCACACUCCCUCCAGGUGACUGGCAUUCUGAGCUGGAUUGUGAGAUCAUGGACAGACGUAGAGAACAACAUUGUGUCUGUUGAGAGGGUGAAGGAGUAUGCUGACACUACAAAAGAGGCUGUGUGGACCGUGGAGGGCAGUUCCCUGCCUCUGGCCUGGCCUCAGACUGGCACUAUAGAGUUCCAAGACUAUGGACUGCAGUACCGCAAGGGCCUGGACUGGGCACUGAAAGGCAUCACCCUGAAAAUCCAGGAGAGAGAAAAGGUUGGCAUUGUGGGCAGAACCGGAGCUGGAAAGUCUUCCCUUGCUCUGGGGAUAUUCAGAAUCCUAGAGGCAGCCAAGGGAGCGAUCUACAUCGAUGGAGUCAACAUCGCAGAGAUCGGACUCCACGAUCUCAGAUCCCGCAUUACCAUCAUCCCACAGGACCCUGUGUUGUUCUCCGGCUCUCUGCGUAUGAACCUUGACCCCUUUGACACGUAUACUGACGAGGAAAUAUGGAGUUCGCUAGAGCUUGCUCACCUCAAGAACUUUGUGUCCAACCUGCCUGACAAACUGAAUUAUGAGUGCUCGGAGGGAGGAGAGAACCUCAGUCUGGGUCAGCGCCAGCUGGUCUGCCUGGCCCGCGCUCUCCUCCGUAAGACCAAGAUCCUGGUUCUGGACGAGGCCACGGCCGCUGUGGACCUGGAGACAGACACCCUGAUCCAGUCCACCAUCAGACAACAGUUUGAGGAUUGCACCGUGCUCACCAUCGCCCACCGCCUCAACACCAUCAUGGACUAUACCAGAGUGAUAGUGAUGGACAAAGGCCACAUCUCGGAGAUGGACUCCCCAACCAACCUCAUCUCAAACAGGGGACAGUUCUACCGUAUGUGCCGAGAGGCUGGGCUAGUCUAAAAGCUACUCAGCUCCGAGGUGGCUCUAUCCAGGGGAAAAUUCUGAUGGCCCUGGCUCUUCCAAACCACACAUGGAGAAUCGGCCAUUCCUAGCUCCACGAUCCAGGCAGUUCAAACUCUUCCUGAGAGCAAUGCUUUUAGAACGACCCGGAACUGAAGUCGAUGUAAACCAAAGACAACCCAGAAGCGAAGCUGAUGACGAUUUAGUGAACAGUAUGUGCUCUCUGGUCACGAUAAAGACAUGUAACCUACGCACACUCAAACUGGUGCUCGGAAGGGGAGAGAGACAUCAAGCCCUGAUCUCAAAGACUGUAAUUUAUGAAGCUAUUAUUGGACGCAGAUGGGUUGUUGCUAGGCAAACAUUUUAAAUAUUGUAUAUAGGCUGUGCCAAUGAAACUUAUGGAGAUGAAAGUCAGAUUGAGUGCAAAAUCCAAAGGACUUUGGUUCCGUCUCUGAAUGUGAACCAAAUUAUUUUUGUAGAUCUGCUACAUUUAAUGAAGCAUCUUUUUGAAGAACACCUGGGUACCUUUGAUGUUGAGUUGAAAUCUCAGCCAACCAAAUCCAACUAUUUUGUUCAUAUCAGUGAUGGUAACUAACAUUUGGUUCUUCCUCCAACAGAACCCCAUGUUAUCAUCUCAUCAGACAGGAAAAAAACAGUUUAUAAUGAAUUCAUAUCUAUUCUCAUACCAUCCAACCACAGGGUAAGUCUAGAGAAAGUGGAGCAAUAUUCUCUGACUGAACACUAGCCUUAAAGGGCUGACCCUGUAAAACCCAGAAAACACAAAGCUUUUCACAGUCAUCAAUCUAAAAUUGAACCCUAUUCCACAGAAUAUAGUGCACUUUCUUAGGUUUUGUACUAUAUAGGGAAUAGGGUGCCAUUUCAGACGCACUCAGUCUGAUUCCUACCCAGCCAUUUCAGUGUUUUAUGAGUCUGGUCAAGAAAACACUGCAGUGAGCCAAGGUGCUUAGCUAGCCUAGCGUCCAACUGUUCUGCGGUAUUUCUUUAUUUCAGUCUUAGUAAACACAAAACGGACAAUAGCAUCUGUAUGGUUGGGUAUGUAGGCCUUAAAAACCUGGACGUUCAACUGUUACAGUGGUGACGGGAAACCCGACAGGAAUGAAGAGAACGCCUUUUCAAAACAAUGGACCAAAUGUGUUUUAAAAAAAGUGUUUCUCCACUUUACAUCUGCCAGUCGUUCCAUCUACACACAGACACGCGUGCAUGAACACACACACCCUAAUUCUCAAAGCUAUGGAUGUGACACAUGUGCAAGCACGCACACAGACCACCGAAUUCUCAAAGGUAUGGGUGACAUAUUGAGGUAACAGACUCAUCAUAUACCAUUCAAUGUCAGUGUUAUUGUUGUUAUUCCUUUGGUUCCAGUUAUGACUGGCUGUAAAUAGACAUUCCUUCCUGUUUAUAUCUAUAACAUGGACUUUUCCAAAAGAAGGAGGAUCUUAAUAUUUUUGUCUUACUGGUUUAGACAAUAUGCUAAGAAGAAACUACAAUAUUUGUGAUAUAAUGAACAUGUAAGUUGCCUUAAAAUUCUAAGAGAUUGUAUUAUAUUUAUACUUUUUGUAUUCAAUCUGUUCAUUUUUUGAUUGAAAAUUUUACUGUGCAAUAAUUCAUGCUGGAAAUAAUAAAACUGUUUUGAAAAUAA
This is a messenger RNA of Oncorhynchus nerka (sockeye salmon), 6651 nucleotides long. RefSeq names its product multidrug resistance-associated protein 1-like. The transcript is spliced from 31 exons. The coding region runs from base 450 to 4991 and encodes 1513 amino acids. Gene Ontology annotation, biological process: transmembrane transport. Lineage: Eukaryota; Metazoa; Chordata; Actinopteri; Salmoniformes; Salmonidae. Gene Ontology annotation, molecular function: ATP binding; ATP hydrolysis activity; ABC-type transporter activity. Gene Ontology annotation, cellular component: membrane. The record is from RefSeq and is a predicted model, not a curated record.